AUGCGACUCCUUACGCAUAAUUUUUUAAAAUGCAAUGAGGCUAAGUGUACAGGGGGAUAUCCCUUAAUAAUCAAACUUAACGAAGAUGUUGAAGGAAAUGUAAAUAUAAUAGAACAAGAAAUGAAUCCAGAAUUUAUAAAAAAUGUAUUGAGUAAAGUGGAUUAUGAAGUUUUAUAUAACACAGCUAAACAAUUUGGAGUAAGUUUAUUAUCAAGCUAUAAUAGUAACCAUUUAGAGGAUGAAGGGUUUUUAAACUCAGUUCACCAUGCUCUUUUUAAGAUUCACAUAAUGGAGGGCUCACUUACAUGUCCAAAAUGCAAUAUUUCUUUUCCAAUAAAAGAUGGUAUUCCUAAUAUGCUAGCAGCAAAUGAAGAAUAA
Plasmodium vinckei vinckei is the source of this 378-nucleotide messenger RNA. Its product is annotated as multifunctional methyltransferase subunit TRM112, putative. NCBI's taxonomy places the organism in Eukaryota, Apicomplexa, Aconoidasida, Haemosporida, Plasmodiidae. The record is from RefSeq and is a predicted model, not a curated record. The coding region runs from base 1 to 378 and encodes 125 amino acids. The transcript has 5 exons. Gene Ontology annotation, molecular function: protein heterodimerization activity. Gene Ontology annotation, biological process: peptidyl-glutamine methylation; rRNA (guanine-N7)-methylation; tRNA methylation.